GACCAAAUAUGAGCCUCUAUUUUAUAUUUUUAGACAGCCCCAUAAAAUUUAGGGGUCCGAAAUUUUCUUCGGACUCCAGUCAGCUGGACCAAAUGAUGGCCCCUAAAUCAAUGUGGCUAAUGGGACCCAGCUGUCAGCGAAACGCCCCGUCCUCCCUCUCCUCGCGGUCGCGCCGCCUCUUCCCUGCGCCGCCGCGCCCGCCUCUCCCCCGCGCCGCCGCGGCCGCCUCGCCCCGUGCCGCGCCGGCCGGACCCCUACAAGCUGCUACCCUUUCGCUUUCCCAUCGCUCUCGCUGGCCCUCUUUCCUUCCCGGUCGGCUUCCCCUCCGCCCGCCGUCCCCGUCUGCGGGAAUCCAGCUCCAGCUCCUCCUCGCCACAGCCUCGCCGCCGUCCCCCUUGUUGAGCUGCCAGAGCGCGCUGACGAGCUUCCGCGCCGACGCCGUGGACCGCAUCUACGUCGGCGUGGCCGUAGCGGCCGUGCAGGUUCCACGACAACUCCGACAUCCUCCUCUCCCUCCCGCUGCUCGCGCACGGCGACGCGCCGGUGCCGGCGCCGCCUCCCUUCCGGUGGCCGACCAACGCAGCGCUUGCGGAUCUUGGUGGCGGCGGCGGAAGCUCCUCAGCAUCGGUCAGCUCAGCGGCGGCUUCCCUCAGCUCAGCUCAGCUCCUCACGGUCAGCUCAGCGGCGGCUUCCCUCAGCAUCGCAGUCCUGGAUUCGGACACCAGCCGGUAAAGACGAUGGCUUCUUCUCGUCACGAGCAACAUUGCUUAUACAAGAACCAAUUGAAAACCUAGAGCAUUGAGACAAUCAGACUUGGAGAGAGCAAGAAACUGUGCUAUAUCCUUGAGACAAUCUAGAAAGGGCAAGAAGGCUGCAAGCUCAGGACUACUUCACACCUGCCAAAUUAGUCCUAUAUCCUUGGUUCUGUACCAUGCACAUUGAUACAUAAAACUGUGCUGAAUUCCUUAUGAAAAAUAGUAAAAGAUGUCUUCUAUUUGUCCCUGGUUGUAAGGUGUACCAACUCUGAAUUCUCUCUUCUGUAUUAUUGUCUGAUGUAUAAAAGAUAAGAUUUCUCUUCUGUUGGAUA
Panicum virgatum (switchgrass) is the source of this 1087-nucleotide messenger RNA. RefSeq lists its product as uncharacterized. NCBI's taxonomy places the organism in Eukaryota, Viridiplantae, Streptophyta, Magnoliopsida, Poales, Poaceae. Bases 9 to 794 code for a protein of 261 amino acids. The transcript is spliced from 2 exons. The record is from RefSeq and is a predicted model, not a curated record.